Cinara cedri is the source of this 684-nucleotide messenger RNA. Lineage: Eukaryota; Metazoa; Arthropoda; Insecta; Hemiptera; Aphididae. The record is from the annotation of a GenBank genome assembly.
AUGCCGUACGAGUGCCGACGGGACGACGUGCGACGCGAAACAUUCCCGGAUUCGGCGAAUCGCGUCGCGAAAACCGAACCUCGACGCGCGGCUACGGGUGAAUUGCGGCCGGGGUGUUUUUCCGAAGCGGGCGAACCGCGUGCCGAUAUUUAUGAUAGCGCGAAAAAUGUCGUCCACGGGGAGUACUCGUGUAAUAGACAAUAAUUUACGAAACCGAGUAUAUUGCGACCGAGCGGUGAGUCGUGUUUGUGUUUUGAUUUUUCGAUUGAGAGCGGAGUUCUAAACGAGUGAAAAAAAAAAGAAGACCUGAUUCUGGGGAUGGAAGCGGCCACUGUUGUGGGUGAGAAGUCGGGCGGGUAGCAUGCACGUAGGGAUAUUUCGUUUAUAUCUGUAGGCGACGAUAAACCGUCGAUUGGCGAAAGACGAAUCCGAGCGCAGUUACCGCAAACCCGGUCGUUAAUAAACUGCAGGAGAAAACUGCACGGGAGAUAUGUUUACGAUACAGCUGACGGAGAACCGAUCCGAAUUUCGCGGUGGAUUCGUUGGGAUCCGCGUGUCGCCGAUUGCGGUGAAAUCACGAUCGCCGACAGUUUUGUUUUGAUCGGAUCGAAUAGCUCAUCCGGUCGGCCCGGCGAGUGGAUGCGGUACGCCGUCGAUUAUUGCGUUUCUGCGGGUAAUCGAUAA